CCUCACGAUCCUCUUACUUAUAUUGAUAUUUAUCUUGUCCUCCAGGUAACUGACUGGACGAUCAUCCUACAGUUCCCUACUACAUCCCAACCCUCCUCCCUUGCCACAGGCCGCAACUCAGAUGCGUUCAGAUGAUCGCAGGAAUGUGAAGCCUGUACAACAAUGAGGUGUACCAGCCGGCAUAUGGGAUGUCUGUGUGAGUCGCUUUGACCAGGAUAUUUCCUUCUUUUCUUGGAAGGACUUCGAUAUUUGUUUUUUUUUUGCUAGCUAUAUUCAUGAGCUUUCAUCUUCCGAUUCUAUUCCUAAUCCUGCAUGGCAAACGGAGAGUUCGAAUACGCUUUCCAAGUUCUUGACGCGAUGUUGCGAUUGAUUGUUUAUGUCAUCAAGUAUCAUGGUGACGCUUCUGGAAUAGACAACGACAAGGCGAAGGUUGAACGUUCAUUACCUCACCAAAUAUUCGUUUUUGUUCUGGCGAACAUGUACGAAGAACAAGGCGUUCUCUUUCAACAGAAGCAGUUCUUCAGAUUCUUCUCCAGUCUCAUUAGCGACCUGCACUCCAUCGCAGAACAUCUAGGCUCAGCUUAUCUCUCUCUGCUGAUCGCUAUCAGUGACACUUUCAGUUCUCUGCAGUCCACUUACUUUCCUGGGUUCGCGUUCUCUUGGCUCUGUCUUGUUUUACAUCGACUCUUCAUGCCAAAACUGCUUUUAUCCGAAAACCGGGAGGGCUGGUCUGCGUUCCAAAAGCUCCUUUCCCUUUUCAAGUUUUUGGCUCCGUUCUUGAAAGGAGCUGAUCUCCAACUCGCAUCUCGUGAUUUGUAUCGCAGCUCCCUCCGACUCCUCUUUGUCCUUCUUCAUGAUUUCCCAGAAUUCCUGAGCGAAUACUACUUCAGUCUCUGCGAUGCCAUCCCUCCGCAUUGCAUCCAGCUUCGCAAUACCAUCCUCAGCGCGUUCCUCAUGUCUAUCAUCCUCCCUCCCCCCCAACUUGUCAUUGAUAAACACCCUUGUCAUGUACAUUGGAGUAUUGUCAGUUGCUCAGGCCAAGGCGAGGAGUGGCUGUUCUGUAUUUGUCACGAGCGACCCUGGCGUCGUUGCUCUACAGUAUCUUGCUGCUAAU
Molecule: messenger RNA, 1114 nt
Organism: Suillus fuscotomentosus
Lineage: Eukaryota; Fungi; Basidiomycota; Agaricomycetes; Boletales; Suillaceae
Product: CCR4-Not complex component, Not1-domain-containing protein
Exons: 3
Coding region: 313-1113 (266 amino acids)
Biological process (GO): nuclear-transcribed mRNA catabolic process, deadenylation-dependent decay
Cellular component (GO): CCR4-NOT core complex; P-body
Molecular function (GO): molecular adaptor activity
Source: RefSeq, a predicted model, not a curated record